Molecule: messenger RNA, 681 nt
Organism: Nanorana parkeri
Lineage: Eukaryota; Metazoa; Chordata; Amphibia; Anura; Dicroglossidae
Product: tubulin polymerization-promoting protein-like
Exons: 3
Biological process (GO): positive regulation of protein polymerization; microtubule bundle formation; microtubule polymerization
Cellular component (GO): microtubule
Molecular function (GO): tubulin binding
Source: RefSeq, a predicted model, not a curated record
ACAGAAGUUAAUAGUCACUGUGAAGGGGCUACUUCUCUUAGUGCUUUAGAAGAAGCAUUUAGGAAAUUUGCUAUUCAUGGUGACACCAGAGCUACAGGGAAGGAAAUGAAUGGAAAAAACUGGUCAAAGUUAUGCAAGGAUUGCCAAAUAAUAGAUGGAAAAACAGUAACAACUACAGAUAUUGACAUCAUAUUUACUAAAGUGAAGGCAAAGUCUUGCAGAACAAUAACUUAUCAUCAGUUCAAUGAUGCACUUGAAGAACUGGCACUGAAACGGUUUAAGGACCAUGAAAAAGCAGAAGCCAUUUCUAUGAUGCAUAAACUAGUUGAAGGAAAGUCUCCAGUUAUAGCUGGUGUUACGAAAGCAGUAUCCUCUCCAACUGUAUCCCGCCUAACAGACGUGUCCAAAUUUACGGGGUCUCAUAAGGAAAGGUUUGACCCUUCAGGAAAAGGAAGAGGCAAAGCUGGCCGGGAAGACUUAGUUGACCAAUCCGGAUAUGUAUCAGGCUACAAACAUGCAGGCACAUAUGAUCAGAAAGUACAUGGUGUGAGCAAAUAGGGCAAAAAGAAAUCUACACUCUGCUGUUAAAUAUAUCAGUAAAGAUUAGUGUUUGAACUAAAAUAUGGUACAGGAUUAGCAAUGUUUACACUUUAACACCAGCUGAAAUCAUGUAGAAUAAGA